AUCCCAUCUCUAAUCUCUGAAGUGCCAAGAUACGAUUUUUUUUUUUGGCUCCUUUUUUUAAACGUAGGAAACGUACAAACAAUUAUACGAUGGAGAAGGUUGAGGCAGUAAUGGUACCCAAUGUGGAUGCAUAUCGACGCCUGCUGCAUAAGGCGGUGUCGCAGUUACUGGUGGACAAAGGCGCCGGUCAAGCAAGCAACCAAUGCCUGGAGACGCUCACCCAAAUGCUGCAGGCGCUAAUUUGGGAGGUUGGUAAUUCGGCGCACAACUACUGCGAGCUGAGCGGACGCACCAUGCCCACCGUAGGCGAUGUCAGUCUGGCCCUGAUAAACAUGGGCAUCUCGAUUGCCAGCCUGGAUCCGUACAUGCGCAAGGAGACGCACGUUCCCAUUCCCCUGCCGCCGCAGCAAACGCAACAACGCCAGCUGAGCCUGCUCCAGGCGGGCAGCAAGUCCUCGCAUCCGCACUACGUGCCCAGCUAUUUUCCGCCUAUGCCCGAUCCGCACGCCUAUAUACGCACUCCCACACACAAGCAGCCAGUAACGGAGUACGAGGCUAUUAGGGAGAAGGCUGCCUGCCAAAAGCGAGACAUCGAGAAGGCGCUUACCAAGUUUCUUUGCAAGACCACGGAGACAAACAACCUAUUCCCAACUGAAGACAACAUGUUUCCCUUAAUAGCCUGCAAGCCUGCCUUUCCUCCGUAUGCCGCAGCCUUGAAUCCCACAGAUCAGGUGUUUGAUUUCGAGGAGCUGGAGUAUCACUAUCUUGUAGCCAAUCGCACAGAGGAUGUGCCCAGCAAAGAGGAUGGUGAGGAAGGCGACAGCGAAAACGAGGAAAUGGACGGCGACAAGUCCAAGGAGGAUAAGCCCGAGCUGGAGAUCAAGCCCAAUUCCACAACCAACAAGGCUAUUUUGGAAAACCCCAACAUAGAUAAUCCCUAUUUGCGAGCCGCUACUCUGCCCAAGCGAUCCAAGAUCGGGCCGUCUCCUGGCAUUAUGCCUAGCCGAAGUUUGGCAACCACAGCGCCAACGAUUCCAACUCCAUCCACUUUAGAGAUUACCAAAAAUAGUGCUUAAGUGCAGUUUUAACUGCUGAUAGAAAAUUUAUACACUCCGAUUUUAUACUAAUUUCUGUAUGACUCAAAAUCUUCCAAGUGGGCAAUCUGAAAUUUCAAACUCUGAUUUUUGAAAUUUUGUUUAUACUGUUUUCAGUUUCGAUAAUCGGAUUUUGAAUUUUUAGGUGGUCCACUAGAAGAUUUUUAUUCAUACAAAAAUUGAUCAAUGAAAUGUGUCACGUUCAUGAGGACGUUUAUAUGACCUUUUCAGGGCUUAUUGCAGCCAAUCAUAAAGAUGUGUUACGUUCAUGAGGACGUUUGACCUUUUCAGGGCUUAUUGCAGCCAAACAGAGAAUUCCUGUCAAUCUAUAAACGUCUCAAUAUGAUUAGUACCAACCGGUACAUAUUAUAUUAAUAAAGAAUUGAGCAUAGAUGACAAUUUCGACAUGUUGAACCUUUUAGAGCUUGUGCAGCAGGAAUUAUGCUUUAAUCACGCGACUGCCUUUUUUGUUGGAGUACCAAUCUUUGUUUAAUAGUUACUUUUGAUAAAAAAAAUGUUAAAGUUGCGGCUAAGAUGAGCAAGUUAUUGUGCAACAGAAACGGAAACUAAAUUUCGUAAGAAAUGAAAAAGCCAAAAAGUAUGCAUCACUAAAUCAGUGCAAGAGAAACGCAUGUGGAGUAAGAUAUCAACCCAAAAUAUAUUUUUAAAUUCGC
This is a messenger RNA of Drosophila ficusphila, 1768 nucleotides long. RefSeq names its product transcription initiation factor TFIID subunit 8 (gene Taf8). The transcript has 4 exons. The record is from RefSeq and is a predicted model, not a curated record. Bases 90 to 1076 code for a protein of 328 amino acids. Gene Ontology annotation, molecular function: protein heterodimerization activity. NCBI's taxonomy places the organism in Eukaryota, Metazoa, Arthropoda, Insecta, Diptera, Drosophilidae. Gene Ontology annotation, cellular component: transcription factor TFIID complex. Gene Ontology annotation, biological process: transcription initiation at RNA polymerase II promoter.